Molecule: messenger RNA, 939 nt
Organism: Lathyrus sativus (Indian pea)
Lineage: Eukaryota; Viridiplantae; Streptophyta; Magnoliopsida; Fabales; Fabaceae
Source: the annotation of a GenBank genome assembly
AUGGAUAAGAAUCCAAAGAAAACUCUUCGAAAGAUCAAGUACGCUCCAAAAAUUCCCCGGACGAAAUCGAGACCUCAAUCAACGAAAAUCGAAGAAGAACGCGUUGAAGAAGAUGAAUACAAGAGUGAUGAGAUUCAAGCUACCAUUCGUCGUUUGAAGGAAAAUACUGCGAGACGCCAAUCUAAAGUUGAAAAACAAUCCAGAGUGCAAGAUGCAUUUCCUGGAAGUUCAUCACUUUCCCCGAGAACACUUCGCAGUGGUAGUAAAAGAAGUGGAUUAGAAUUGAAUUUUUCUGCUAAUGAGAAAAAUGGUUCAACAUAUUCUUCAACUUCAAUUGAAGAUUUCUAUACUUCUGUGAUGCAUGCCACUGAUGAUUCCACCGAUGAAGAAGACUACAAGGAACUAUGGAAUUGUCCGGACUCGAUCUAUCCUGUUACUCUUCCUUUGAGGAAACCCAAUUCUGGAAAUCCAGCAAUUCUUGAUGAGGAAGAAUUUGGAGUGGCUGCUACUAAUGUGGAAUAUGACGAUAAACCUCUUAAUUCUGCCGAAGAACUCGGGCUGUUGGACCAUAGUGAGCAACCAAAGAUGAUUAUCUUUCAACUUCCGACUGUACUGCCUGGUAUCAAGCAACCGGUGAGCCGGAAGGGGAAGGAAAAAAUGGGUGCGUCAAACUCAGCAAAGCCGAAAAAGGGGAGUAACUUGUUGCAGAUUCGGAGUGGAUGUAUCGGCAAAAUGCAGGUGUAUAAGAGUGGAGCAGUCAAAUUAAAAAUUGGAGAAACCCAGUACGAUGUGUCUGCAGGUACAAAAACUAUAUUUUAUCAAGAUGUUGUUGCAAUUAACCCUGGAAAGAAAGACUACUCGGUACUCGGGGCGGUUACCGCUAACACAAAGGCAGUUGUAACUCCUGAUCUUGAUUCCGUUGAUUUGUUAAAAGACUGA